This is a messenger RNA of Arachis ipaensis, 1932 nucleotides long. The record is from RefSeq and is a predicted model, not a curated record. NCBI's taxonomy places the organism in Eukaryota, Viridiplantae, Streptophyta, Magnoliopsida, Fabales, Fabaceae.
AUGGCGAAUCUCGCUAAUACCAUGGAAGCAAAUGCUGUUGCAACUCUGCAAGCUAUGCAGAGAUUGGGCCAACCGGCCGGGAACGGAAAUGGCAACGGGAAUGGCAAAGGAAAUGCCAAUGAUAAUACUGAGGGUAACGGCGAUAACACAGGAGGAAUUUUGAUGACAUUGGCGGCGUUUCUCAAGGUUCAUCCGCCAACUUUCCGAGGAUCCACAAAUCCUACUGAAGCGGAACACUGGUUCCAGGCUAUAGAGCAGUUCGCCGCUUAUCAGCUAGCGGGAGAGGUCCAGCCCUGGUGGCAAGCUGAGUGUCGUUUGCUACAGCUUCAAAAUGCCGACAUUCCAUGGGAGGUGUUCCAAACGGCUUUCUAUAAGAAAUACUUCCCUGAGUCUACAAGGGAAGCAAAAGAGAUGGAGCUAAUGCAGAUGAAGCAAGGUUCCAUGUCUGUGGCUGAGUACACCAACAAGUUCGAAGAACUUUGUAGGUUUUCUCGGGUGUGUCAGGGUGACCCGGAGACUUAUGAGAGCUGGAGAUGCGUUAAGUACCAGAGGGAUUUGAAGGACAACAUUAUGACUGCUGUGGCUUCUAUGGAGAUCCGUGUCUUCUCUGACUUGGUGAAUAAGGCUAGAGUAGUGGAGGAGUAUGCCAAGACCGUGGCGGCAUCUAAGAACACUCAUGGAGGGAGCUCUAGUCGGGGGCGUGGCAAGUAUUUCCAUCCUAGAGGACCAAGCUUCAAAAGAGUAGGAUAUGCGCCUCAAGGCCAAGGGGGCUUCAGAAAGAACAAUCAGAAUCAGUUUCAGUAUGCUAGGGAAAGAGGAAAUCAGAGUAAGGAUUCUCUGGAUUUAGCUUGUAAUCGUUCUGGACGUUUUCAUCCUUAUGACUCAUGCAAGAUUGGUUUAGGUGGUUGCUUCAAGUGUGGGUUGACUGGCCACAUUGCGAAGGAUUUGCCCUCGUUGGAGAAAUCAGAAUGCGGGCCAAAGUCAGCAUCAAGGUUGAGUCUUUGCUGUGAAUGCCAAGGAUGCUUCCAAGGCGGAUCCGUUGAUGAGAGAGCUUCGCAUUCGUUCAUUUCAUUUGCUAAAGUUGAGGAAUUAGGCUUGAAAGCGUUAGAGUUACCUUUUUAUCUGCAUGUACAUACUCUGCAUCAAACAGUUAUGAGUAGGUCAGGUUGUAGACAAGUAGGUUUCAAGCUUGAGGGUAGAGAUUUUGUGCACGAUUUGACCUGUUUACUAAUGGUGGGACUUGAAGUGAUUUUGGGGUUUGAUUGGUUGUCGAAGAACCGGGUUCUGUUGGAUUGCUUUGAACGAACAAUUCGGUUUAUGCCAGAAGGAGAGAAUGGGGCAGUGGUAGUUACGGGGUAUUACCUGAACUCGGUAAUGGUGCAUUGUAGUGGGGAGGAGUAUCAAGGUUAUAUUUUUUUGGCUGCAAAUACGUUGGGUGAUGCCCAGAACUUAGAUCAGAUACUUGUGGUUAAAAAUUUUCUAGAAGUGUUCCCAGAAGAUAUCCCGGAGUUCCCACCUCAAAGGAAAAUUGAAUUUGCGAUCAAAUUGGUGCCGGGAGCUGGACCAGUGUCGAUUGCGCCAUAUAGAAUGGCUCCGAUAGAGCUGGCAGAGUUAAAGACUAAGUUGGAAGAGAUUCUAAAUAAGAGGUUUAUUCGACCGAGUGUAUCAUCAUGGGGAGCGCCAGUUUUAUUGGUAAAGAAGAAGAAUGGAGGAAUGCGUUUGUGUGUGGAUUACCGACAGUUAAAUAAAGUAACAGUGAAGAACAAGUACCCACUGCCAAGAGUAGAUGACUUGAUGGAUCAAUUGCAAGGAGCUGGAGUGUUUUCCAAGAUUGAUUUAAGAUCCGGUUACCACCAAAUCAGAGUGAAAGAGGAUGAUAUCCCUAAGACGGCGUUUAGGACACGCUAUGGACACUACGAGUUUGCGAUAUGA